Molecule: messenger RNA, 3951 nt
Organism: Pleuronectes platessa (European plaice)
Lineage: Eukaryota; Metazoa; Chordata; Actinopteri; Pleuronectiformes; Pleuronectidae
Product: zinc finger protein 510
Exons: 2
Coding region: 1179-1883 (234 amino acids)
Biological process (GO): regulation of transcription by RNA polymerase II
Molecular function (GO): RNA polymerase II cis-regulatory region sequence-specific DNA binding; DNA-binding transcription factor activity
Source: RefSeq, a predicted model, not a curated record
AGAAAAAAACACGCUAAGAACCGUUAGAAAAUAACACGUCAUAAAGCAUUAGAAAAAAAACUUUCAAUAAAACACGCUAGAAAUAGUUGCAAAAGAAAAUGUUACAAAAAUAGUUAAUAACAGAUACAAAAAGGUGUUACUAAAUAAACAUUACACAACCAUCACAGAACUGUUAAAAAGCGUGAACAAUGUCGGUAACGCACCUUGACGUAGGUUUCCAACCAACAACAAACCAAUAAUUGCAAUACGCAGUGGAUAGAGCGACAUUCUCAGUUGUGUUUACGUAGCUUCCGGAAAAACUUCAAGUUGGUCAAAGAUUUUUCGCAAAAGUAGAAUUUUUCUUUACGCUAAACAGUCACAACAAUGUGAGCUAACAUCGUAAAGACGACACGAGGUAGGAGGAUGAGCAUCGUGAGAGAAAAUAGUGAAUAAUGUUCGUAUCGUGAAUCUGAUGUCCUGGGUUGAAGAAGAACACGAGACCCGGUUCAAAGCUGGAGAUUGUUUUCAACACAAAUAUCUUGUUGUCUCUAUUUCAUAUGAAACACUGUGAAUGAUAUCAUUUAUCGUUAUAUGAUAAUAAUAUGAAUGCAGUGAACUUACCCUGUUGUAUCACACAUUCUCUCGUCCUUUAAGAAGAGCUCCUUCACUUCCUGUGUGCAUUGCAUUGUGGGACAAUAACCAUCAAAAAGUGAACAUGAAUCAAAAGAGACUAAAGUAAUUUGUCAGUUAGUGUUUGGAAUCAGAUUUAGUAAAAUGUUUCCCUCACGUUCUCACUUCACUGACACUGUCCUCCAGGUGAAGUGCUGGUGUCGGGGGGGUUUUCUCAGGAAGCCUCUGGACAGGACACCGCUCCAGUGACGGUAGGUAGCAGAGUUCCUUCUUCACCUCCUCCUCUCCUCACACCUCCUUCACCCGUUUCUCCUCCCUCUCUCCGCCGGUCGCAGCCGGCUGCUGCUGAGUCGGUCGUCCUGUCGGUGUCGGUGAUCAAAGUGGAGGACGACAGUGAGGACGAGUCCUGGUCCCAGUCCCAGCAGAGCACAGUUUUUUGUCGAGCUGUUGAAGAACAGAAGACAGCGACAGAACCUUUCCACCCGCUGACCGAACAGGAAGCGGCAGGCGGAGGACCAAACACCCUGAACUCCAGCCGGGGGCUCGAACCCGCCGGUUACGGAUGUCUGAUGUACGAGCCACAGCUCCAACAUGGCCCCCGCGCUACCCAGAAUCCCCUGAGUGAGAGUCCCGGCUGCUCGUACGUACUGAACACCAGUGAGCUGAGUGUCUCCGGUUCCGGCAGCAGCAGCUUUACUUUCAACGCCAGUGAGACGAGCCCGUCUGCAGCAGAGCUCCAGCAGCCCGCAGCGUUCAUAGACAACCAGCAGAGGGCGCCACUAGCCACCGACGAGCCUCAACAGCCAGUGAGAACAGAGGUGACGGAGAGACGGGCUGCUUCCCUCAGGAGGGACAGGUGGAGACAUCAGGGCCGGGUCAGCAGGGCUGCCAUCCAGGGUGGAGAGGACGGCGGGGGGAAUUCGUUUGUGUGUAACUGCUGCGGUAAAACUCUGGCCUGCCUGAAGAACCUAAAGAUCCACAUGAGGGUCCACACGGGCGAGAAGCCUUUUGUCUGCUCGCUCUGCGGCAAGCGCUUCUCCGACUCCAGCAACUUGAAACGCCACCAGAGCGUCCACACCGGAGAGAAGCGCUACGGCUGCGUCCACUGCGGCAAACGCUUCGCCCAGUCGGGCUCCCUGAAGGUCCACAUGACCGUCCACACCGACUGUAAACAGUUCAAGUGCUGGUACUGUGGCAAGACGUUUAUAUCAGGCGGCCACCUGCGACGACACAUCACUGUCCAUGCAGGAGACAAACGAGGGCCGCCCACAUAACAGGGACAUCGAUGGAGGGGGGGUUAAAGGUCGGGGGUCAGAUCCCAGUGGAGCCACAUGUGCAGUGAAUGGACAAAACAACAGACCAGACCUGAGCCGCUGUACCAAGGUCCCGCCCAUGCACAUGUUCUACCUAUCAGGACUCAGUCUCAGCUGUCAAUCAUGAUAUCUCAGCCUGUUUUUAUCAACUGAUCUGAACCACUUGAACAAAGCUCGGUGAAAUAAGAACGACGUGAACUGACAGAAACUUUUAUUUAAAGUCCUCCAUCAGCUAACAUGGAGGAGGCUGGGUUAAUGACCUGUGUUGCUGCAGCCACAAGGGGGCGAUGGACAUGUUUUAGCUUCACCUUUGCUCUGGAGGAACUGAAGUACAGAGGUCACAGAAAUACACUGGUUUCCUUUUAACAAGGUUUUAAUACAUGAUAAACAAAACAAUGCACCAAGUACUGUAAAUGUUAAAUCCCAAAACCCAGCGCCAUCAACAGGCCAACAGAGGAACUACUGCCGUUUGUUCAUUUAGACAAUUUACCGAUUGAAGCACAGCGAUCAACACUGCAGUCGGAUUUCAUAAGUGAAUAUUUUGGUGAUUUCUGUCAUCAGAAUUGUUUCAAUUUCAAAUUAAAAUCCAGUUUACGGUUUUCAGAGCAGAGACUUUACAUGGACACAGAAGAGAGGAAUUCAAAUGAACAGUUAUAAUAAGUGUUGUCACAGGAAGAUAAUAAUAUUUCAGACACUAUGUACAGGAUCAGUAACAACAAUCAGAUCAAAAUUCAUAAUAAAUGUCUUUCAGGAAACUUCAGGAAUUUCUUGUCUUUUGCAGUAAAUUAAAUAUUUUACAUUUUAAAAAGUGUUGAAUAGAAAAAAAAAACAUUCAACUUUGAUCAUUUAAAGCUGCAUUAAUUGACUGUUGGCCACCGGGGGGCAGCAGAUACAAGAAACAACAUGAGACAGUUGCAUGUUUGUCACAUUAGGCAGUGAACUGGUUCAUGCCCAGUGUUCCCACUCUUUAGCUCCGGGUUUAGUCUCCACCUCCUCAAAAAAACUCCGGACUCAUAGUUUUGGCUGUAAAACUAAAACCAGGAGCUGAAAGAAGCUGAAGGUUCAUUCAUAUAAAACAUUUGCAGCUUUAAAUGCAAAGAUAUGCAAAUUCAUGCAGAGCAUUAGUAAAAAUAUCGUUAUAUAGAUUUUUAAACAUUGAUAUAGUGAUAGCAUUUCCUGAAUAUUCAGAUUUCAACCGAUUUGGCACUUUGAGUGAAUAAAUACACAAACACACAUCAGUCAAUGUAGAAACUCACAUUGAGUUUUAAAGGCCCGUUGUUUGGUACGAUUAAAAAAAGCAGCAAACUUGUCUUGAUCAAAUUCAACCGUGAAAAACCAAGUAGAGAAGUUCAGGUUGGACUCUUCGUGUUGCAGAUGCUGCGUUCAGGUCACGUGGACAAAUUCCCACGGUGAUGAUUUGUAAGAAUUCACAUCAACGGUGGACUUACAUGAAAUCAAAUUUGGGUUUAAUCAGGUUCAAUGACAAACUUUGGUUGGUGGUGUUUGACUUUUCAAACGAUUCUGAGUAAAUAUAAAAUCUUUAUUGACCUUUGAACAGUAGAAGUCAGAAAUGGUGGUAAAUCCCAUGUGAGCGAAACGCAGCGUCUGAACAGAAAUGAAGUUUCCUUCAGUUGAACGUAUCAAAUCGUAACGUGAUUGAAAGUAUUAAUCUUCAUAAAGUCCAGAACCUUAUAAAGCCACUCGGCACAGAGCUUGUUAGUUUGGUCCCAGCUUCACUUCUACACUCGUUUUCAUGAUGAAGACACUGGACACUUUUUGAUGACUAAUCAUUUUCAAUGACAGGAUGAAUCCAACAAAGGUCAAAUCCCUGAUUUUGUGUUUUUUCUCUCCCAGCUCAUUGCUGAGGUUUUAAAACUCACCUCACUCAAUCGAGUGUUUUCUUUAAUUAUUGCUUCAUCUGAAAUCCCUGCAUCACAUCUGAACAAGAAGGAGCCUUCACACUGACCUGUUUACCACUGGACUCAUGAAUAAAUGCUGAUGGGCUUUUUUGUCCUGCCUGGGAUGUUAA